AUGCGUCUACCCUACGUUGAAGACAAUCCUCAGAUGGAGAACAAGGAAGACCAGGCCGUUGUGGAAAGAGUCAAGGAGCGCCGAGGAGGCAAGCUUAUUGCCCUUGACAAGGCUCUUCUGCAUGCCCCACCCGUGGCUGAUGGAUGGAACUCCUUCUUGAAAGCGAUUCGCACUCAAACAACUCUCCCUGUUUCCGUGCGAGAAUUGGCUAUCUGUAGAGUCGCUGCGCUCAACCAUGCGCACUAUGAAUACGAACAGCACUCCCCAAUCCUGCGUAAGAGCGGAGUACUCAGCGACGAAAUCAUCGAGAAGAUCCGAGACGCCGCAUACACUGGUAGUGGACUCGACGAUAAGCACUUGGCUGUGUUGCAGUAUACAGAAGCCAUGACGAUCGGCUGUAUCGUGCGAGACCCAGUGAUGGAGAAUUUGAAGAGCUUCUUCAAUGACCGCGAAGUUGUGGAGCUGACUGCAACGAUCGCUGCCUACAAUACCGUCUCUCGAUUCCUUGUAGCACUGGACGUCGGCGAGAUGAGAGAGAAGUACUCGGUCGACAUGUCUUGA
This is a messenger RNA of Ramularia collo-cygni, 561 nucleotides long. RefSeq names its product related to 4-carboxymuconolactone decarboxylase family protein. Gene Ontology annotation, molecular function: peroxiredoxin activity. The record is from RefSeq and is a predicted model, not a curated record. The coding region runs from base 1 to 561 and encodes 186 amino acids. The transcript is spliced from 6 exons. NCBI's taxonomy places the organism in Eukaryota, Fungi, Ascomycota, Dothideomycetes, Mycosphaerellales, Mycosphaerellaceae.